This is a messenger RNA of Durotheca rogersii, 3831 nucleotides long. RefSeq names its product alpha/beta-hydrolase. The record is from RefSeq and is a predicted model, not a curated record. NCBI's taxonomy places the organism in Eukaryota, Fungi, Ascomycota, Sordariomycetes, Xylariales, Xylariaceae. The coding region runs from base 680 to 3316 and encodes 878 amino acids. The transcript has 2 exons.
CGCUUCGCAAAAAUUCUUCCCAUACGAACCAGCGGCGGAAAAAUCCGUCCAUCCUUCGCGCACACACACACACACACAUACACACACACCCGCACACACACAUCGAACACACCAGCAUUGUACACCUCUCUAGACAACGUUCCAUCUUCCCCCGUUCGCCUAGCGCGCCGCCGACGCCCACGGCUACCACUAUCCUCUUAAGACGCUCUCCUCCCCCUGAUUGAUGCUAGAUGUCGCAUAUAGCUGCGUGUGAGACGUAACUGAGGAGAGCUUGUUCCUCUUACGAGACAGAUACGUCGUCUCCCGUCGUCCCAGCUGUCCCCCCCGGGUCUAAGCGCCCGUUCCAGUUCUGGAACCUGCAGCGAGUCCGUCUCGGUAUUGACCUACCUACAGGCUGCAUUGACUGGAUCUGCCUUUCUCCCCCUUCCCUGCGUCCCGUCCUCUCCGCAGACACUUUUGCGUACCUUGCCUGUCUGAACGCCCGCGCUCGUCCUCCUACACAUCACACACACCCACCCGUUCGCCCGCUCGUCCGCAUCCCUCUGGAGCUGUGCGUGGCGGUACACUACUCCUGCCGGCUGCAGCAAACAGAAACACGCAGGUAAAACCCGUACCGGACUUUUAGCCAGAACAUUGUCAGCCCCCCGCUGCCUCGAUCGACGCCCUGCGUACGCCCGCCAUGGAUUACGCCUCCGGACAGCCUCCCCCUAUUUCUCGUCAAUCCCAUCAACAAUCCCGAAGGAAGCCCAUCGAUCCCUCUAUGCACCUGCAUCUGCGCGAUGGUGACAAAGAUCGGGUCGCCACUCCCCCAGCCUCUCCCGAAGUCAUCUCAUCUCUAAUCACCAGUCUCUCCGUCAUUUCGAAGCCGGCGAGCAGACAUUUCGAUAAUCCCACGUUGGGCCUGCCGCGUUCGCCGGGAGAGGGCAGUUUCGGUGUCGACUACGGAGCCUUUUCCCAUUCCCACAAAUUGGGCCGACUCCAAGAGGAGGAAAUCGACAUCAACGAACUGGCCGCGAGUUCCCCCACGAUUCGAACAGCCAAACCGCCGUCCGGCUUCUCUCCGCUCACUGCCCCGAAAUCCCCCCGUCGCGAGUCCUCUGGUGGCUUGAAGUCCCUACUGCGCACCUCCUCUCGGCCGUCCUCGAAGGGCUCCGUGUCCUCGCACGAUGAUACACGCAGCAUCGGAAAUCUCUCGAUUGAACGCGGCGUGCCACCCACUCCCGAGUUGCGCAGACAGCAAUCGCACGACAGCUGGGGGAAGAAGCAGUCCCGCAGUCAGAAGGGCUUGAUGUACAUGAGCUCGAAGGAACGCUUGCGCGCCAGUGAAUCGGAGAAGAAGCGGCUCAGCUCCGGCACCACUGGUAGCAAAACAAACAGUCUGAGCGGUUUGUCGCCUAGGCCUGAUAGCAUCCUGGCCGAGACUCCCAUCCGCGAGGAGCCAGGCGAUUCACCAGUCAAGGAAAGCAUGCCCGAAUUAAGUCCGCCCAUCGACGGCAGCAACUUCCAGCGGCCGAUUCCGGCUCGCGACUCCUCCUUGCGUAAGGCGGGGCCGAAUCCGAAUCCGAAGAGGUCGUCGCAAAGGUCUUCGCGCUCGAGGCGAGAAGGCGACGGCUGGGUUUCCGAUGCGAUCCCAGAAGACCCCGAGCACAGUCGGUCCCGCGACGCUUCUCGGCCAAGCCGACGGCAUCUGAGUCGUGCUCACUCGGAGACGGAGACGAGGAAGAGGAAAGACGACGUCGCACCCGACAUGCCACCCUCUACGAGAGCGAGCGUCCCUCUUCCGCGGAAGAACCAGGAUAAUAGCAGUAUCACGCACCAUCGGUCGAGGUCGUAUUCGAACGACGGAACUGGUUUCGAGGACGGCGCGCCCUUUCCCGCCGUAGGGCAGAGCAGAAGACGCAGCGCGCACAGCUCCGACCGUAGGAAGUCGGGCCGCACGACCCCGGACGCGGGCGACGGGAUCCGGCCGAAACGAAGCAGCUCGCGCCUCAAGCGUCUCUCAGCGGGACCGAAGAGUCCAGAGCCAUUCGAGAAACCAAAGGGAUCCACCACUCCCGAGCCCGUGGUCGGCUACGAACGGCCGAGAAGUGCCGAUUCUAUCGACGAUGCCGUCGAGUCCUAUCUGUGCUCGCCGAGAUUGUCCCAGAAGAUCCGGCAUCCCCAGACCGGCAGGGUCAUAUCGUUCUCGGAAGUCGGUGACGCCGAAGGUUCAGCAGUGUUCUGUUGCGUGGGGAUGGGACUAACCAGAUAUAUUACGGCAUUCUACGAUGAGCUGGCGCUAACGCUUAAACUGCGACUCAUCACCCCCGACCGUCCUGGAGUAGGCGACAGCGAGUCCUACGCCGACGGGACAUCGACACCCCUCAGCUGGCCCGAUGAUGUCUACGCCAUCUGCCAGGCGCUCAAGAUCACCAAGUUCUCCAUCCUCGCGCAUUCGGCUGGCGCCAUUUACGCCCUCGCUACGGCACUCCGUAUGCCACAGCAUAUCCGGGGGCGCAUCCACCUGCUGGCUCCGUGGAUUCCGCCAUCGCAGAUGAACGUGUUUGGAACCUCGCAAGCUAUGCCCCCUACCAAUGCGAUCCCUACGUCCCAGCGGAUUCUCCGAGCCCUCCCCACUCCUUUCCUCAAGGCAGCGAAUAGCUCGUUCAUGACGGCCACUAGCAGCUCUAUCACGAGUUCGUUACCGAAGAACAACCCCCGCCGCAGCAAGCGGAAGUCGGCGCCGGCCGGGCGUGACGCGGCCAACAAGGGCCGCGACUCGGUACCGGGUAUGGACAAGGAGAAUAUCGCGCUCGGUGACAUGCACGGUAAAGCCUUUCCGCCUUCCGCCAGCGAAAACAUGGACCGCUAUCGACCCGGCGACAACGAGUUCAACCCGCAGACCUCGGUGAUUGCAGCUGCCGCCAACGCCAUGGCGGACAAGGAGAGGCAGACGACGUACGAUCUACGACUUACCCACGCGAUUUGGGAGCUCGCCACUACAGGAGCCAAUCCGGCCGUGGAUCUGCUCGUCUGCCUGGAGCGGCGACACACGAUCGGCUUCCGCUAUGUGGACAUAACGCGGCCCGUCAUCAUCCACCACGGCAGCCGAGACACCCGCGUCCCGGUCGAGAACGUCAAGUGGCUGGGGAAGACGAUGCGGCGAUGCGAGGUUCGCGUGCUCGAAGGCGAGGGGCACGGGCUGAUGGCCAGCGCCACGGUGAUGGGCGCGGUACUGAUGGAAAUCAGCCGAGAGUGGGAUGACUGGAUGUCGUUGACUAGUUCGAAGCAGCGAGCAGAGGAGCGCGGCAGGAGCACGCGAGCCAGCCUACGAUGAUGAGCAGGGCUUGAAGUACGAUGCUGCGGGGAGAGGACAGGGGAUAGCACGAUACCUCCAACGGCUGGCGUAUAGGAGUUUCUAGGUUACGAUUCUGUCACGGAUGUAAUGGGUGAUUCGUUUUAAAAAAAGGCGAAGGGGGCCGAAGGGGAAACGGGAUCCUACGUAGAGGUUUAAUAUUUUUUUGUGAUCCCCCCGGACCAUUCUCUAUAUAUGUAUGGGCAGUUGACAGAAUGGCUGCCAUUUCAUUUUCGUCGAGUUUCUGGUAGUGCCGAGGAGGAAGCUGGAGAGCAGUGGACAGCGUCUAGAUUUAUGUAUUGAGGGGGAGGAUAACCACGACGGCGAAGCGAAUCAGCAUUCUCAGUAUAGUACAGCAGCGCACCUAGUGGCAGGAUGUUGUAUUCGAUAGAGACGGAUCUACCGAGACGACCGCUCACUUAGAGCCCAUAUACAUAGCAUUUAAUGUCUAAGCAGCACCUCAUUCCUGUUCUGAUCCUCAGCGACCUCCGCUUGCC